Messenger RNA from Xenopus laevis (African clawed frog), 1656 nucleotides. It is a transcript of the gene arsa.2.L, whose product is annotated as arylsulfatase A, gene 2 L homeolog. The record is from RefSeq and is a predicted model, not a curated record. Gene Ontology annotation, cellular component: endoplasmic reticulum; lysosome. Lineage: Eukaryota; Metazoa; Chordata; Amphibia; Anura; Pipidae. Gene Ontology annotation, molecular function: cerebroside-sulfatase activity; arylsulfatase activity.
UCUCAAGUGUAUGCUUCCACUACAGCUUUAAACGAACACACAUACACCUGGGGCUCCCCUAGAUACAGCCUUCAGUACUACCAACCAAAAAGAGGAAGAGAAAUCCAGUUCCAUCCAUGGCAUUUUGGUAUCUGCUCUUCCUGGGGUUCAUCUUUUCCAAAGUGAGCGCUGAUCCCCCAAACAUCAUACUUAUCUUAGCAGAUGACAUGGGUUAUGGUGACUUGGGAUGCUAUGGACAUCCAACCUCUCUCACCCCUAACUUGGAUAAGAUAGCAGCAGAAGGACUGAGAUUUACAGACUUCUACACCACAGGAGCAGUUUGCUCCCCAUCCAGAGCCAGCCUUCUGACAGGUCGUUAUCAGACUCGCAGUGGGGUGUACCCUGGUGUGUUUUAUCCUACCUCACUAGGUGGGCUCCCAUUAAGUGAGGUGACAUUGGCUGAGAUUCUGCAAUCUCAAGGUUACCGUACAGCUACUGUGGGCAAGUGGCAUCUAGGAAUGGGGGUGAAUGGGACCUACUUACCUACCAGGCAUGGAUUUCAUCACUUUCUUGGGUCACCCUUUUCCCAUGACCAGGGCCCCUGUCAGAAUCUGAUAUGCUUUCCUCCAAACACAACUUGCUAUGGGACAUGUGACAUUGGAGAGGCUCCGCUUCCUUUGUUCUUGGAUGAAAACAUUUUGGAGCAGCCUGUCGAUUUUACAAAGCUUGUGCCCCUAUAUCAACAAUUCAGCAAAACCUUCAUUAAUGGAGCUGUGCAGGACAAGAAGCCCUUCUUUCUGUAUUAUGCCUCCCAUCACACUCAUUACCCGCAGUUUGCCAGCGCUGCAUACACAGGCCGCUCUCCGCGCGGGCGAUAUGGUGAUGCUCUUAUGGAAUUUGACAGUGUAGUAGGGGAGCUGUUGCAGACAGUGAAGGACUAUGCCAUCCAAAAUAACACUCUAAUCAUCAUCACCUCUGAUAAUGGGCCUGAAACUAUGCGCAAGGAGAGAGGGGGAAGCUCUGGGCAUCUAAAAUGUGGCAAAAGCACAACAUAUGAGGGUGGUCUGAGAGAGCCUGCCAUCAUAUACUGGGAUGGGAAGAUUAAACCAGGUGUAACGUCAGAGAUGGCCAGCACUCUGGAUAUAUUGCCAACAAUAGCUGCCAUUACAGGGGCACCCCUGCCCAACAUUACUCUUGAUGGUUAUGAUUUAAGCAAACCAUUUGAUGGACACAUGAGUCCACGAAAAAUGUUUUAUUAUUAUCCCCCCUCUAUUGACCCAAGCCGAGGUAUCUUUGCUUUGAGAAUGGGGAACUACAAGGCACACUUUUAUACACAAGGAGCUUUUCACAGUGAUACUACCCCAGAUGCUGACUGUCAUGUGACCGCACGGCUAACUUCCCAUGAUCCACCUUUGUUGUUUGACCUGGGUAUGGAUCCUGCUGAAAACUAUGACUUGCUUAAGAGAGGGGUCCCUGAAGAUCUUGUGCCUUUGCUCAAUGAAAUCCAACAAGAGCGUGAGCGGUUUCACGCAACUAUGGAGUAUGCAGAAAGUGAGACUAAUAAAGGGAAAGAUCCCUCACUGAGACCUUGUUGUAACCCAGCAUGUACACCCAAACCCAGCUGUUGCCGCUGUGGCUGAUGAUUGAUUGCAUCAUAUUACAACAAUUAUAACUUAA